Messenger RNA from Oxyura jamaicensis (ruddy duck), 1563 nucleotides. RefSeq names its product histone-arginine methyltransferase CARM1-like. The coding region runs from base 1 to 1383 and encodes 460 amino acids. Gene Ontology annotation, biological process: peptidyl-arginine methylation. The transcript has 13 exons. Gene Ontology annotation, molecular function: protein-arginine N-methyltransferase activity. The record is from RefSeq and is a predicted model, not a curated record. Lineage: Eukaryota; Metazoa; Chordata; Aves; Anseriformes; Anatidae.
AUGGCCGCGACGUCUCCUCAGGUGCAGCAGCAGCUGCGGUGCGGCGUGAAGCUGCUCCUCCUCAGCGAUGAGCUGCUGUCGGGGCUGCGCCUCGUCAGCCCCAGCCAGAAAGCCCUGCAGCUGGAGGUGCAGCCGGGAGAGGAGGACGCCCAGCUGACCGUGACAGACGCUGAUGGCAUCUGUGUGCUUAAAUGCUUGGUUAACAGAAACACCGAAUACUGUCGUGUGGGAAAAGAGUCUUUGUUAAUUACACUGGGAUACAAGAGUGUCUUGCUUCGGUUCAAGUCACAAGUUGAAUACAACAUAUUUUCUAAUAUACUGAAGAUAUGCUGGAAACAAAAGAAGGAUACCUCUGUGUUCAGUCAGAGAACAGAUGAAGCAUCUGCUGCUCAGUAUUUUCAGUUUUAUGGCAGUCUGUCUCAACAACAGAAUAUGAUGCAGGAUUUUGUGAGGACGGCGACUUACCAUAGAGCUAUACUGCAGAACCACAUAGAUUUUAAAGACAAGGUGGUCCUAGAUGUCGGCUCUGGAUCAGGAAUCCUUUCGUUUUUUGCAGUGCAGGCUGGAGCUAGAAAAGUCUAUGCAGUUGAAGCCAGUUCAGUGACAAAAUAUGCAGAGCUGUUGGUGAGAAGUAAUAACCUUUCUGACAAGAUCACAAUCCUGCCAGGGAAAAUUGAGGAGAUCUCCCUGCCUGAGAGUGUUGAUGUGGUAAUUUCUGAACCAAUGGGUUAUAUGCUGUUCAAUGAAAGGAUGUUGGAAAGUUACCUCCAUUCCAAGAAAUGGCUGAAGUCAAACGGAAUGAUGUUUCCAACAUUUAGUGAAAUUCAUUUGGCUCCUUUUUCUGAUGAGCAGCUGUACAUGGAACGCUACUCCAGAGCCAAUUUUUGGUACCAAGAGUGCUUUUAUGGGGUCAAUUUGUCCAGUCUGUGCAGUGCAGCUGUGGAUGAAUAUUUCAGACAACCUAUUGUGGAUACUUUUGACAUGAGAAUUCUGAUGGCCCGGACAGUGAAGUACACCAUUAACUUCACAGAAGCUGCCGAGGAAGAUUUGCAUAGAGUGGAAAUCCCUUUUGUUUUCCAAAUGAUGCAGUCUGGACUAAUACAUGGUCUGGCCUUCUGGUUUGAUGUGGCAUUUGUAGGAUCACUGGUAACUGUUUGGUUGUCAACUGCACCAACAGAACCUCUCACUCACUGGUAUCAGGUACGCUGCCUUCUUCAGACGCCCCUCUUUGCUAAAGAAGGUGAAACUCUCUCAGGCACUGUCUUGUUUGUUGCAAAUAAACGACAAAGUUAUGAUAUUCAGAUUGUGGCUAUGGUGGACCAGACAGGAUUUAAAUCUGGUAACAUAAUUGAUUUAAAGAAUCCAUUUUUUAGGUAUGACUAGAAGUAGUAUAAUAUGGCACAUGAAAACAGAAAUAAGAAACUCACCAAGAUGAGCAACCAACAACACUGAAAUCUGUUCAGUACCUAGUACACCUACUAGUCUUUGUGUACAAUCAAUUUGUAACUGUACAUGUAUGUAAUAAUAAGAACAAUUAAAAAAGUGAUUAGCAUGAUAAUGGAA